UUGACGAUUUUGAGAAGUAGAAAAGGGGGCGUGGCCUAGAACAUUCUCCUUCCAAUUCAAAGUUCUUUCCAGGGAGAGAUAAAAAUUCAAUUUUAGAAACGAAAACAUUGGUGGAUUUACCCGUUUGAGGUUUCCCAUUCUUUGUUUGAUUGAGUGGUUUUUGCGACUUCAAGAGGCCCGUGAAUGCUCAUUGUCAGAUCUUUUGUCGUCAUCGCAGCUCGUACUACACUACUGUCCAGGUUGAGGAGCCACGCAGCUGUCGUCCAAGCAAACCAGUUCCAUAAAACGGGACUGCUGUUCAAGAAAAGAAAGAAACAAAUCGACGUAAAGGACUUGGUGUCCAGAGUUAUGAAUGACACCCCAGAGGUUAUCUAUGAACGGAAGGUGCAGAAGGAAGCUGAAGAAGGUGAAAUCAUAGAAAUUGACAGCGAGGACUCCAAUGACAACGACGUUGAAGUCUUGGAAGAAAUAAUGCAUAAGACUCCUAAAAAUCCACCAAGCAAGAAAUUUGGAAGAGAAAUUUACCACCCUCGAUGUCCCCUGUCUGGGCGUCUUUUAGACUUUACGCCAGUUGGAGAAAAAGUUAAUAGGCAUGGCGUUGGAAAAGGUGAAGUACAGUUUUCUGUGAUGAGCUACAACGUGUUGGCCCAGGAACUCCUAGAGCAGCAUCCCUACCUAUACCAGUACAACAAUCCUCAAAGCCUAGUCUGGCAACAAAGAUUCUCAGGCAUUGUCAAAGAAAUCAACUUCCUCAAACCUGAUAUUUUAUGCAUUCAAGAGGUUCAAGCUUCCCAUUUGGAUCGAUAUUACACUGCUACUCUGAAGAAUUUAGGAUACACAGGGACUUUUAAACGUAGGACUGGUGAAAAGUGUGAUGGAUGUGCCAUAUUUUGGUUGAAAAGCAAAUUCAAAUUGCUGGAGGAAACCUCGGUCGAGUUCUUCCAGCCUGGAGUUUCAGUAUUGGACAGAGAUAACAUUGCAAUAGUUCUCAGACUGGAGAUUGACGGCCACGAAGUUGUCGUUGCCACCACACAUUUGCUCUACAAUCCUAAAAGAAGUGACAUUCGACUUGCUCAGGUACAACUGCUUUUGGCUGAGCUGGAUCGCGUCUCUCACUGCAAAAUUGAUGGCGUAACUUGCCAUCACCCUGUAAUCCUGACUGGGGAUUUCAACCUGGAUCCGUUCUCCAGCGUGUACAAACUCAUCACCUCUGGCCAGUUGAGGUACGAGAGCCUCUCUAAACCUAGGCUGAAAGAACAGCCUGGCAGGGCCUCUCCACCACUUGGCUGCAGUUUGGUCCCUCCACACCUGGGGGUCACCGACUGCUGCCGACAUGCAUCCAUUAUCACAGAAAGAACAGAGUGUAUAGAAAGGCAGAGAAGUGUGGAAAUAGUCACUAGAGAGCUGAACCUUCUUGGUUUGCAUCACACCGAGCGGAGGUCUCGGAAAAUGCAAGUACCUAAAAGUGGCGAGCACCAAUUUGGCUCCGGCACGCUUUCUCACAACCUCAGUCUGGUCUCUGCCUAUCCACACAGGAGGAACAACAAGUUUGAAGCGACAACGCACCAAGACGAGUGGACAACAGUUGACUAUAUCUUCUACAGCCAAUUGUCGGAAGAUCUUAGCUCAAAAAGACUGAGCCUCUUGGCAACUUGGAGAUUGCCAACCGUGGACGAGUGCGAAAUUCUAGGCCCCAUUCCAAAUUUUGACGCUCCCUCAGAUCACCUCCCAAUUUUUGCAGAUUUCCUUUUAGUAUAACCAUUGUUUCUCACUCAAUGAACACACUGAUUUUAAUUUUGUCAUGAAACGAUAAUAACAGAUCAUAAUAAAUGAAAAUUUGAUGUUGUAAGCAAAAAAAUGCUGUGCCUGCAUAAUUGUAAGAAAAUACUGAAAUGAGAAAAAUGUAUUUUUAUCUUCAAUAAAUCUAUAAUUUAUUA
Molecule: messenger RNA, 1937 nt
Organism: Neocloeon triangulifer
Lineage: Eukaryota; Metazoa; Arthropoda; Insecta; Ephemeroptera; Baetidae
Gene: angel
Product: protein angel homolog 2
Exons: 9
Coding region: 184-1758 (524 amino acids)
Molecular function (GO): 3'-5'-RNA exonuclease activity
Source: RefSeq, a predicted model, not a curated record